Molecule: messenger RNA, 3757 nt
Organism: Malaclemys terrapin pileata
Lineage: Eukaryota; Metazoa; Chordata; Testudines; Emydidae
Molecular function (GO): protein binding; GTP binding
Source: RefSeq, a predicted model, not a curated record
GUGUGGAACAAUGGCCGGGUCAGCUGACACCAUUGAGAUGCCGGCUCUGGGCCGCCCGUUCCAGCUGGGGAUGCUGUACGACUGCCGCAAAGACUCGCUCAUCACAGGGAUCAUGCUGUGGGACCCGGAACAGCUUCUCAAGGAUGUAAACACAAAACCACAACCCUGGACUAGCUAUGAGAUCAUUGCAUCCGACACCAUUGAAGACAAGGCCAAUGCCCUCAAUGUCACAGCAUCGCUGAAGGCCAGUUUCCUGGGGGGGUUGGUUGAAGUAAGUGGAUCUGCCAAAUACUUAAAUGACACCAAAAAAUCCAAACAACAGGCCAGAGUUACUCUCCAGUACUCUGCCACAACAAGGUUUGAGCACCUAACUGUGAGACAUUUGGGACCAAAGAAUGUCUCUUAUCCUGCUGUGUUUGACCAAGGCACGGCCACCCAUGUGGUCACGGCUGUGCUGUAUGGGGCUCAGGCUUUCUUCGUGUUUGAUCGGGAAGUUUCUUCUUCUGAGAAUGUACGUGACAUAGAGGGAAAGCUCCAGAUUGUGAUGAAAAAGUUACCCCUGUUUUCCAUAGAAGGGGAAGGAGCUGUCAAAAUGGAUGAAAAGGAAAAAUUAAAUGCUGAAAAUUUUAACUGCAAGUUCCAUGGUGAUUUUGCUCUUGAGAGAAAUCCAACUAAUUUCCAAGAUGCCAUGAAAAUUUAUUCCACCCUCCCCAAGCUGCUGGGUGACAGCGGGGAGAAGGCCGUACCAGUGAGAGUCUGGCUGUACCCGCUGACCAAGCUGGAUUCCAGAGCUGCUCGGCUGGUGAGUGAGAUCAGCUUAACACUGAUUUCUGAUGCUCAGACUGCUAUGGAGGAACUGGCAGAACUAAACAUGCGAUGCAAUGACAUGGUGAAGAAUCCAAUCGCCACAAGCUUCCCCGAAAUCAAGCUGAAAAUCGAGCAAUUCAGAGAUCUGUGUAAGCAACACAGACAGACUUUCCAGAAACAGCUAGCAGGACUCUUGCCAUCUAUCCGUGAAGGUGGAGAAGAGGAAGGGGCCCUGGUGGAUAUUUUAUCAUGUAAAAACCAGUCACUGUUCAAUACCCAGCGACUCAGUGAAUUUCUGGAUACAAAGGAGAAAGAGAUGGAUUAUGUGAAUUCCUACCUUAGGAUCCUAAGCAAUGUAGGAGUUGUGUCCUCUCAGAGUGAACUACGUGAAAUAGUACUCGACCCUGAGCUUGACUUCAUCGUCUCCUUUACAUUCACCUCACUGCAUGAAGAGGAGCCAUAUUUAUCAGAUUUAAAACAAUGGCUUCAGAACCAGUAUAUAAAGGAAACUCAUGAUCCUGCAUCAGCCAGUUCUGUCGCUGAGAAACCAAAAUCCAAACUGUGGUUUGAGGAAAAAGAAAUGUAUCAAAAAGCUCGAAAAUCUGCAAGGUCCCUUUCACAUUUUGUCAGUGUCAACAAAUCUAACGGGAAGACUCGGUUCAUUGUGGCGUCUGUUCCAGACAAGGACAAUCCAGGCACUGCCAUUUACCUGUAUGGAGAUGGAGAGCUGAUCAGCACCAACUUUGAGCCUCCAUCAAAGCCUCUUCCUGCCCUGAUUGGUGGAAUCAAACAUGACCGUGUGCAGCUCACAUUUAACCCAGCAGCCUAUGGCAGGGCUGCGAUAUCCGGCUAUCGGGCAGAGUACAGAAUUGUAGGGCAGGAGAACUGGACAGCUGUGGAUGUAAAUAACACACAAGAGACAUUCACAGUAACAGGGCUACGUGAAAACACCGAGUACCAGUUCCGAUACGCUGCCGUGAGCAAACCAGGGCUCAGCAAGAGCAGCGACAUGAGUGAUCCUGUGAAGACUCUCCCUCCAACCAGCCCUCCUGGGAAGCCUGUAACAGAUACUGUAGAUUCAUCUGCCGUAACUCUCACCUGGGAGAGUCCAAGUGUCAUUGGAGAUGGAAAAACAACAAGGAAUGGGACUGUGAGUCACCCAGGUGAGGAGGUAUCAAUUUCCACAUCAGAAGAAUUAAGGACACUAGCACAAGAUUUCUUCCAGAAGAGCACUCUGAUAGAAACAGGGCAGCCCUCAGUUUAUGCACUUCCAAUAGAGAAGGCAGCGUUCAAUUCUAACGCAAAACAUCCAAAGUAUAGACUGGGGAAAGAGAACCAACAGAUCCCUAACAAAGUCAUUAUGGUGCUGGGAGAAACUGGGUCAGGAAAAACUACACUCAUCAAUGGGAUGAUCAACUAUGUCCUGGGUGUGCAGUGGAAAGAUAAAUUCCGAUUCAAACUAAUCUAUGAAACUACAAACAGAAGCCAAGCUGAGAGCCAGACAUCUGAAGUGACAGCCUAUGAAGUUAGUCACAAAAAGGGUUUCAAAGUCCCCUAUUCCCUGACUAUAAUAGACACCCCGGGAUUUGGCGACCCCAGAGGGAUAGAGCAAGACAAAGCGAUAACAAGGCAGAUUCAAGAGUUUUUCUCCACCCGAGGGGCCAUUGAUCACAUAGACGCCGUCUGCGUCGUAGUUCAGGCCUCACUAGCUCGUUUGACACACUCCCAGAAGUACGUGUUUGACUCUGUGCUCUCUAUCUUUGGGAAGGAUAUAAAAGACAAUAUACAAAUCCUGAUCACCUUCGGCGAUGGACAGACACCCCCUGUUCUAGAGGCCAUUAAAACAGCUGACGUCCCUUGUGCUAAAGAUGCUAAGGGCAACCCUAUUCAUUUCAAAUUCAAUAACUCCACGCUCUUUGCCUGUAAUGCUGGAGCUGACGAGGGCAGUUUUAAUUUUGAUGAAAUGUUCUGGAAAAUGGGAGCCAUGAGCAUGAAGACAUUUUUUGAAUCCUUAGUUAAAUUAGAAACCAGAAGUUUAACUUUAACGCAGGAAGUUCUCAGAGAGCAGAAGGAGCUGGAGACGGCUGUGGAAGGGCUGCAGCCACAAAUCAAAGCCGGUCUGGUGAAGCUAGAGGAGCUAAGACAGACUCAGCGAGCUCUGGAACAGCAUAAGGGUGAUAUGGAGGCCAAUAAAGACUUUGAGUAUGAGGUAGAGAAAACAGUGCCAGUGCAGGAGGACAUCUCUGGUACGGGUGUCUAUAUAACAAACUGCCAGCAGUGUCACUGUACGUGUCACUAUCCCUGUGCAAUCCCUGAUGAUGGUGGUAAGCGCGGGUGUGCGGCUAUAGAUGGGAAUACAGGAUGUUGCACAGUUUGCCCUGGUAAAUGUGACUGGAACGUUCAUUUCAAUCAAAAGUACAAGUGGGGAUAUAAAGUAGUAAAAGUGAAACAGACCUAUGCACAACUGAAAGAAAAGUAUGAGAAGGCGUCUGGAGAGGUGUUAUCGACACAGAGUGUGGUUGAGAAGCUGUCUCAGGAAUACGCUGCAGUGGAAGAGAUAUUAAUGAAUCUCAUUGAUAAAUCAUCUCGCAGCCUCCAGCGUCUGCAAGCAAUUGCUUUGAAACCCAACCCGCUGUCCACUCCGGAAUACAUUGACCUGCUGAUCACGUCGGAACGACAGGAACUAAAGCCCAGGAGCCACUGUCGGGAACAGGGGCCCAGAGCAGGGCUGCGGCUCCUGGAGUUGGGGCGCGGACAGGCCGCCCAGCCUGGCUCCACAGCCAGUUCCCAGGCCGCUGCCUCGGGCCUGCGGCUCCUGCCCUCACACAACCUCCGGCCCCCUCCUGCACCAGGGCCCCGCUGCCCCCUGCAGACCCGGCCUCCCUGUGCCGUGGGUUACGGAGCCCCGGGCGGGCUGGAGGUUGUGCUGCUGGUUACCGGCGCCCAGUAA